AUCGGCACACCUUCCCCAGAAAAUAGGUGAUUUGAAUGAGUGACGCCUGCCCUGCCCGCCAUCCUGUCCUCGAAUGUCCAUACUAGCACAAUGAGAGGCAAGCAACCUCACCUUUCCAGCGAGGCCUGGUCUGCAUGUAUUCGCAGCAGGUUAAACUCGUCCUACCACCUGCAGAUAACUGAAAGAUUGUCUCCGGCGGAUACUGGCUGAUUCACUCUCCCCUCCUCCACAUGAGACUCUCAACCCCUCCGUCGCGACUGCAGCAAUUGUCUUCUCUUGAUGCCGCGCAAUGUCGGAUCUCAGAGGACCCCUCACCUCUCUACGCCCACCUAGAAACGUCCACCAGAUAACGAAGGCCGCUCAAGAAUACGAGUAUGAUGCCCAGAUUCCACUACGGACCUGGCUGCGGUCAGCUCAGGCAAUGCUCAAACAGGCGGAUAUAUACAUGCGAGAGGGCGAUGAAGAGACGACUUAUUUGUUGCUCUUUCGAUUUGCCCACCUGAUCCUCUCACAACUGCCGGCGCAUCCGCAGUAUCGUGACAAAACAAAUAGAGAUGUUCGAGAACAUAUGCAAGCAGCAGAAAAGGAAGUCAACAGGGUCUUGAAGAUUCUCGAUCUUAUAAAGCCUCGAAUCAAUGAGAAGUAUGAUCGCUAUGUCAAGAUCGUCAAAGAAAGAGAGGCACGGAGAAUUGCACAGACACAACAACAUCACUCUGCAGGCGAAUAUUCGUCUUCGACAGCAGUAUCGAGCCAGCGGUCGCAACCUCUACAAGCAUACGAAAACAAGGACCUUGCUGUUCGACUAGCUCAGAGAGAGAUCUCCAGAAGAGCGGCAAAUCGACAGAGUGUUUCGAUAUCCGGCAGCGAUGGAGAUGACAUUUCUAGAAGGCUUCAGGAACUGCGUGCUCGAGUUGAUGGACGGGUGCAAACUUCAUCAGACUCGGGAUUCACGCCUCGACCUCCCAUGGACAGCAACCUGCACUACAAUUAUCCCAGCAUCCCCUCACAUCAUGCCCAACCGGUCUUAAGCCCUCCCUUAUCGCAAGACUUUCGACAAGACAGAGGAAGCGACCUACCGAUCUCUCCUGGUGCAGUCCCCCCAAAGCCACGAAGCCUGGCACCUGCGCCUCCACCUCUACCAGAGAAGAUUGCAGCACAGCCUGAAGCAAGGUCAGGGUCAGCUACACCCGAGGCGGCGCAUGUUUUUGCUCCCGCCGCAUAUCUCGAAAACGGCACUCCUUUGCGGACUAUCUUCUUACCACCCGAAUUACGUACCACCUUCCUGAGAAUUGCCUACAAGAACACACUGGCAAACUUGGAAACCUGUGGGUUCCUGGCAGGUACACUGAUUGCGAACGCCUUCUUCAUCAGUCGACUUAUCAUUCCCUCACAAACUGCCACUUCGGACACGUGUGAGAUGACGAAUGAAUCACAACUUUUUGACUAUGUGGACUCGGAGGAUCUUAUGGUUCUUGGAUGGAUCCAUACGCAUCCGAGUCAGACUUGCUUUAUGAGCAGUCGAGACUUGCACACUCAUGCCGGAUACCAGAUGAUGCUUGCUGAGAGUAUUGCUAUUGUAUGUGCACCUAGCAAGGGGGAUGUCACGCACGGUGGUGAUUGGGGUGCUUACCGGCUUACGGAUCCUCCGGGGAAGAAAGCGAUCCUUAACUGCGAUCAGCCCGGGAUCUUUCAUCCUCACGAUGUCGAAAAUAUCUACACCGAUGCGCUCCGACCGGGACACGUGGUCGAGGCUAAAGGUAUGCAGUUCGAGGUGGUGGACCUCAGAAACAAACAAUGACGACGACUUUAUGGAGAUGUCUUUCGCAACGUCGUCCCCAUGUGGACCGGGUGGUCAGACGUUUUAUUGAAUCAUAUGUCUCAACAUGCACUGUCGGCCCAUGGGACGCAUCGACAGCAGCACAUGAAAAUUUCAAUACCAGCAUAAAUUUGUGCUGGUUCAGUUAGCCGGCCCUUAUACUGAUAAGUUCCAAGCCAAUCUGCUCGAGUCCAAUGGCUUCUUAUCUCUUUGUGCUCGGUCCUGCUCCAGAAAUAACAUGCACUUCUUUAGUUUGGGAAUGGUAAGAACCCGUUGUUCAGUCGAUCCAGAUUACGGCUUUGAACAUGUCUUGUUGUCAUCUUGCGAAUUGAUAUGUGGCUGAGGGGC
This is a messenger RNA of Exophiala xenobiotica, 2164 nucleotides long. RefSeq lists its product as uncharacterized. Gene Ontology annotation, molecular function: protein binding; metal-dependent deubiquitinase activity; K63-linked deubiquitinase activity. Gene Ontology annotation, biological process: protein K63-linked deubiquitination. Lineage: Eukaryota; Fungi; Ascomycota; Eurotiomycetes; Chaetothyriales; Herpotrichiellaceae. The record is from RefSeq and is a predicted model, not a curated record. Gene Ontology annotation, cellular component: endosome; membrane. The transcript has 2 exons. Bases 290 to 1798 code for a protein of 502 amino acids.